Messenger RNA from Saccostrea cuccullata (small rock oyster), 513 nucleotides. RefSeq lists its product as uncharacterized. Lineage: Eukaryota; Metazoa; Mollusca; Bivalvia; Ostreida; Ostreidae. The record is from RefSeq and is a predicted model, not a curated record. The coding region runs from base 1 to 513 and encodes 170 amino acids. The transcript has 2 exons.
AUGCAAAGUGACGGCCUGAAUAGAAAUUUUUGCAUAGACGGUCGUUGGUAUAGCACAGGUGGCUACCUGCCAACUGAUGUGUUUACAGGGGGAUACGAGGCAGACGGCAAAACACUUCACGUAGUCUGUGCUCACAUUGAUGGCGACUUUACACCUGGAAAAUACGGGAAACAUCUUAGUGGAGCCUGUAUUCCGUACGGUGGUGAAGAAAAGGUUUGCGGAUGGUUCUAUUAUCUGGCCAAUAGCUAUUACGAGAAAUGGAUUUAUAGCUGGGAGGGCGCCUCAAACGGAAACGUCCCCCACAACGCUCUGAGGGUGGGUGAGGGGCUGUACGUGGGUCGAGUCCACCACGAGGGGAGUCUUAUUCCAUGUAAAGUUCACACAACUCAUGGAUGUGCUUAUUUUGGUUAUGACGGGAAAGAACACAAAACCAAGCAGUAUGAGGUCCUCGUCUCCACAUUGAAGUCUGGUCAGGCAGAGGAAGCGGAAGGGCAGAAAGAGGCUAAGGAAUAG